GGUCAUACUUCCGGUCUGACACCCUGCAGGCUACUUGGACGGAGUAUCUAACCGGGCCGUGGGCCGUCAGAACCGGUUCUGAAGAUGUCUGUCUCCGGGAUGAAAAAGCAGCUCCACAAAGCCAGCCAGCUGCUGAGCGAGAGGCUCAUGGGAGCUGAAGGAACCCGGCUGGAUGAAGACUUCCUGAACAUGGAGAAGAGGGUGGCGGUGAUCAAAGCCCUGCUGGCCGAGCUGCUGUCCAGAACCACAGAUCUCCUCCAGCCCAACCCAGCCCACAGAGCUAAACUGAGCGUGCUCAGCACCGUGUCCAGGAUCCGGGGACAGGCGAGGACGGCGGCGUACCCGCAGACAGAGAGCAUUCUGGGAGACUGCAUGUCGUCGUACGGCCAGGAGCUCGGAGCAGCGUCGGAGUUCGGUAACGCUCUGACCGCUGUGGGCGGAGCUCUGCAGCAGGUCGGCGAGGCUCGGCACGGUCUGGACGUCUCCGUCAAACGGACCUUCAUUGACCCGCUUCAGGAGCUGCAACACUCUGAGCUGAAGGAGAUCAAGUUCCAGCUGAAGAAGGUUCAUGGCCGUCGGUUGGACUUUGACUACAAGCGGAGACGAAGAGGGAAGGUGGCAGCGGAGGACGUGAGGCAGACAUGGGACAAGUUGGUCUCGUCCAAGGAGCUGGCUGAGAGGAGCAUGUUCGUCCUGCUGCAGAACGACGUGGACCGGGUCGCUCAGCUGGCGGCUCUGGUGGCGGCGCUGCUCGACUUUCACCGUGAGGCUCAGCACAUCCUGCUGGGUCUCCAUGGCAACCUGCAGGCCAGGUUGACUGCUGCCAGUAACAAACCGGAGAGGCGGUUCCGAUCCAAACGGAUCAGGCUUCGCGGCGUCCUGGACAGCACUGUGGGGUUCUACCAGCAGCCAUCAGGCGCAGCUUCACUUCCUGCAGGGGAACAGAUCUCGGUGGUACCGUCAGAACCCAGCAGCCCCGACAGACCUCCGUUCCUGGACGGGCUGGUCCUGGACAAGCCCUGCUGCCGUGCCGUGUACUCCUUCCAACCGAACCACGCCAGCGAGCUGCGGUUCAGCGAGGGCGACAUCAUCAUCCUCACCGGCCGGGUCGACUGCAACUGGUACGAGGGCUCGCUGGGCGGCCGGUCGGGCCUCCUUCCUGUCAACUACGUGGACGUGCUGGUGCCGCUCCCGUUGCCAUGACGGCGUCUCAUUA
This is a messenger RNA of Nematolebias whitei (Rio pearlfish), 1216 nucleotides long. It is a transcript of the gene sh3gl3b, whose product is annotated as SH3-domain GRB2-like 3b. Lineage: Eukaryota; Metazoa; Chordata; Actinopteri; Cyprinodontiformes; Rivulidae. Gene Ontology annotation, cellular component: presynapse; cytoplasm; glutamatergic synapse. Gene Ontology annotation, molecular function: protein binding. Gene Ontology annotation, biological process: synaptic vesicle uncoating. Bases 85 to 1203 code for a protein of 372 amino acids. The record is from RefSeq and is a predicted model, not a curated record. The transcript is spliced from 10 exons.